UUUUUUUUAAAAAAAACAAAGUGUUUGUACAUGAUUUCUAAGUGCUUAUACUUGCAAUUUUUAUGAUUUCCAUUUUCUCUUUAGUUUCUAGUAAUAUCAGCCUUAACUUUCUUUUAAUGAAUAUCAGUAGCAGAAAGUAUACUGAUACAGCUCCAUCUACACCCUCAAUAAAUGACAAGUAUCAAACAGAAAUCAAGGAGCUAGCUAGGACACUGAAGAAAGAAACUUUAAUCUGAGUGAAAAGGCAGAGAUAUUACCAGGAACAAAAAAGGAGUACUACCUUUUGUUCAGAAGAUAUCCCUUAGGGAGCUGUUUUCUCCCUCAAUUAUGAGGGACAUUAUAUGAUGAUUACAAGAGAAGUCAACAAGCAGGAGGGCAAUCCAGACGACGAUGGCAAUAAAAGCACUCCGAAUAACAAGGCUUCGUCGUCUAACUCAACAACAUCAUGGACAAGGUUAAAAGAUCCAAGAAUCGUUCGUGUCUCACGAGCAUUUGGAGGAAAAGAUAGGCACAGCAAGGUUUGCACUGUAAGAGGGCUAAGAGAUCGUCGCGUAAGGCUUUCAGUUCCCACUGCUAUUCAAUUAUAUGAUCUUCAAGACAGAUUAGGGCUUAAUCAACCAAGUAAAGUUGUUGAUUGGUUGCUUAAUGCAGCUAAGCAUGAAAUCGACGAAUUGCCCCCGUUGCAAAUUCCUCCUGGAAAUUUGAACCCUAAUCUUUAUCCUAUGUUAGGAAUUGGGGGUUCUCAAAUUAAUAAAGAGGGUCUUAAGAGCAAUAGCAACCUCAAUUGGGAUAAUGUUCCAAUGGAACCAUCUAAUAAUAAUGCCUAUUCUAAUUUCCUGAAAUGGGAUCCUUCAAAUUUAUCCCUAGCUCAUUCAGAAAAUUCUCAUCAUCGUCAUGGGGCUAAUUCAGUAUCUCAUCAACAUGAUCAAGAUAUUCACAACUUCAACUUAAUGUCUAGUAUGCCAUUAGGUUCACAAGUUGUUGUUUAUCCACCAGGAUUGCCCCAAUUUUUCCAUCAACAUAAUAUUGCGGGAGCAUCGUCGUCAGAGUUUGAUCCGAAAGAAAUCAACUUUCAAAUGUUGAAUUCCAGUUCAGAAAAUUCCUUUAGACAUUCUAUUGACUCCGCAAGCCAAUCUAUAAGACCUUUCCAUUUUCUACCUUCUCAAAACAGUGAGGGAAGAGAGCCCUCCAAUUAAGAUCAUUGUUGAUCCUCUCUGUUGAGUGUGCAGCUCUUAAUAACAGCUAAAUAUUUUAGAUGAAGUGUCAUCAUAGACUUCAACAUGAUACCAGAGCAGAUAUAUAUCAUAUCAGUAUUGUCGAUCAGGUGGAGUGAUUGUGCUAUAUUAUUCAUGACCAAAUGUUUCAUGCCAUGAAUUAGAUUCAUUAAGCUGCUGGCUAGCUAUUCAACUUUCAAAAUCAGAGCAGGUCAUCAAUCGGUAUGUGCCUUGGUGACUCAAUAAUUCGAUACUGAUAUAAUAUGUAUAACAACACAUGUAUGUUUUUUAAUCUUUUGCUCAUAAUUAUUCCUAUAUAUGGGUUCUAUAGCUAGAAAACUCAUGAUUGGAUAUUAAUUGUUUGAGAUCACUUAUUGCAUCGAUGUAAACCAGGUUAAAAAAUGUAUUAUUAUCCUAUAUAAGGUAAGAGGCAAUAUAUAUCUUUUUGGCAUCA
Messenger RNA from Lycium ferocissimum, 1668 nucleotides. RefSeq names its product transcription factor TCP17. The transcript has 2 exons. NCBI's taxonomy places the organism in Eukaryota, Viridiplantae, Streptophyta, Magnoliopsida, Solanales, Solanaceae. The record is from RefSeq and is a predicted model, not a curated record. Gene Ontology annotation, cellular component: nucleus. Gene Ontology annotation, molecular function: DNA-binding transcription factor activity; sequence-specific DNA binding. The coding region runs from base 342 to 1196 and encodes 284 amino acids.